AUGUCGUCGUGUCCUAUCCUGCCCUCAAAAUCCAAGAGGAGAAAAGACCAGGAGAAAGCCGGCGACGGCUUGAGUCGAAGUAUCUCCAGGAGAGAGAGCACUACGUCUCGGAUCCUCAAGGAAGGCGUCUACAUCCCCCUCCCCACGUUCUUCUUCAAGGACACCGAGAACCUGGACGAGCUGACCAUCUCGCGCCAUGCUGUGCGUAUGGCCCGGGCCCGGGUGACGGGUCUGAUUGUCAACGACCUGAUGUACGGCGAGGGAGCCCAUCUCUCUCGCGACGACCGCGGUAUCGUCACUCGCACGGUGCGCCACGCGAUCGUCCGCGCAGGAUUCUUACAGAUCCCCAUCAUCGUCAGCUGCGGCGCCCCCUCCGCCAGAGAGACCAUCGAGCUGUGCCACGACGCUCACGCCUCGGGAGGCAGCUAUGCGUUGGUCGGGGCCCCCGCCAUAUACAAGCACUACUACGACACACGGUGCAUUGCUGCCUUCUUCGUCGACGUGGCGAACUCCUCGCCACUCCCGAUCCUCGUCGACACCCGGCCGCAGGACGACGUCGUCGUCCGCGGGACAGUCGGUGGUGAUGCCAGCGCCCUCGCAACGGACGAGUUGAUCCAUCUCGUCACGGGCCAUCCCAACAUCGCCGGCUGCCGACUCUCCCGAACGGAGAUGGCGAGAGCCACCCGCAUGGCACAGGCCACGACGACUGCCGGCCUCGCGUGUCUGGGCGAGUCGGCAGGGUCCACCCUGCAGACUCUCAUCGGAGGCUGUGGCGGCGUGGUGGCGGGAAUGGGCAACCUGGCGCCCAGGACGUGUGUGAGGCUGAUCGAGCUGUACCACCGGGGGAAAGAGGAGGAGGCAAGAAAAUUGCAGGCGGUCGUCGCUCGUGCUGAGGAGACCGAGGCGGCUUUUGGAAUUGCCGGGAUGAAGAGCAACCUGCAGCGCCAUCUCUCCUACGGCGGCUUGCCCCGCCGACCCCUGGCAUUUGUCGACGGCGGCAGUCCAGGUGUGGAGGAGAUGAUGGCUGUCGAAAAUUGUCUCGUUCUCUAG
Penicilliopsis zonata CBS 506.65 is the source of this 1050-nucleotide messenger RNA. RefSeq lists its product as hypothetical. Gene Ontology annotation, molecular function: 4-hydroxy-tetrahydrodipicolinate synthase activity. The coding region runs from base 1 to 1050 and encodes 349 amino acids. The transcript has a single exon. The record is from RefSeq and is a predicted model, not a curated record. NCBI's taxonomy places the organism in Eukaryota, Fungi, Ascomycota, Eurotiomycetes, Eurotiales, Aspergillaceae.